GAUGACCAUACCUUUGUUUUAAAGGUGGCAGAGUGGGUCGCACGGUGUGCGAUCAGUCCCUUAAAAAAUAAAAGCCCCAGUAGCGGCCACUGCUAACUGCUUAGCAGCACAGAAACGAUCCAUCCCCCAACUAGAUGUGCUGAAGGAAGACGCUCUACAGUCGCACCGAGGACACACUCCGAGCUUCUGUUUUUAUUUCAAAGCAGUCUGAGUUUGAAGGAAGACUCCUGCACCGUGAAAACAGCACUGGAGCUUUUUUAUUUCACUACAAGACGGCAACUAAAGUUUGGAAGUUGGCAGGUCGUGGCCCUGCGAUUGACUCAGAAUGAUAACCCGUGUUUAUCUGCGGCGCUGAAGUUUGACAAUCCGACUCAUUGGAGCCCAGGCUGGUGUCGAGUGAAGUGUGGUUGUUGAGCAGGGGUGUGUGUGUGUGUGUGCGCGCUCAGUCUCGCUGACGGUAGCUCUUUAGUUUUAAGCUCCCCUCUUUUUAUCCGUAUAGUUCAGAUCCGUUGCUGGUCGAAGGUCCUUAUCUGGAAACAUUCAGUAGCAAAUGUGCUUCCUGUCUUGUACGUUUGAACGAGUCGGGAAUAGAUCCUCGCUGUCCCACAAUGCCCGAUUUCUUUUCGCCCUGAGGCAGUUCAAUGGUGCACUUUGACCAAACUGGGGAAUCGGGGCUAUUCCCGUUUUAAAUAACUAUUCGGUACCUGUUGACUCGUACGCGUAAAUACGCCACUUUGAUUUUUGCGCAAGGAAUAGAUCUGUCCGGCAACAUUUAAAGCUAAAGUGUUCUUGAAUAAUCCCGAUUAGUUCUUUUGAUAUUUGACUGCGCUGGAGGAGAAAAUGAACGUGUAUAUAGUCAGCCUUUUCCUCACUUUGGAUUUAGCCACUGUGGCUCUUAGUCUGUCUACGUGCAGUACGCUGGACAUGGACCAGUUCAAGAAAAAGCGCAUCGAAGCCGUCCGAGGGCAGAUUCUGAGUAAGCUGAAACUCACUGCACCCCCAGAGGACUUUCCUGAACCCGAGGAGGUUUCCCGGGACAUUGUCGCGAUCUAUAACAGCACCCGGGAUUUACUGCAAGAAAAAGCGAAUGAACGGGCAGCGACUUGCGAACGGCAGCGCAGCGAGGAGGAGUAUUACGCCAAAGAAGUGCACAAGAUCGACAUGCAGCCCUUCUACCCGUCAGAGAAUGCUAUUUCUGCCACAAUUUUCAACCCUUACUUCCGGCGGCUGACUUUUGAUUUGUCCUCUAUGGAGAAGAAUGCCUCCAACUUGGUAAAGGCAGAGCUCAGGAUCUUCCGUCUUCAAAACCCCGGAGCCCAAGCGUCGGAGCAACGUAUCGAGCUUUAUCAGAUUUUAGGACACAAAGACCUCACAUCACCAACACAGCGGUAUAUUGACAGCAAGGUGAUACAAACACAAACAGAGGGGGAGUGGCUAUCGUUUGAUGUUACAGAAGCAGUUAGUGAAUGGCUGAACCACAGGGACCGAAACAGUGGAUUCAAGAUCAGUCUGCACUGCCCAUGCUGCACUUUUGUACCAUCAAAUAACUACAUUAUUCCUAAUAAGAGUGAGGAGCUGGAAGCACGAUUUGCAGGUAUUGAUGACAGCUUAAUCCAUGGUCAUGACCUGAAGGUGUUUAAGAACUGGCAGCAAAAUGCUCGGGGUCCACAUCUUCUCCUCAUGCUACUACCUUCAUACCGACUGGAGUCCCAGUCCCAACAUAAAAACCAUCGAACGAAGAGAGCUCUUGAUGCUGCCUACUGCUCCAAAAAUGUUCAGGAUAACUGCUGCUUGCGAUCACUCUACAUUGAUUUUAAGAAGGACCUGGGCUGGAGGUGGAUCCAUGAGCCCAAGGGCUACGAGGCCAACUUCUGUGCUGGAGCCUGUCCCUAUCUGUGGAGUGCGGACACCCAGCAUUCCAAGGUGUUAGGUCUGUAUAACACCAUCAACCCUGAAGCAUCGGCAUCCCCCUGCUGUGUCUCCCAAGACCUGGAGCCUCUUACCAUCCUGUACUACAUCGGCAAGACCCCCAGAAUAGAACAUCUCUCAAAUAUGAAGGUCAAGUCUUGCAAGUGCAGCUAGAAAUCCUUACAACAAAUACACUUUCUUGUGUUUUCAUGUAAACAGUCUCAUACAAACAGAAUGGAGUUUGUUUACAUACAGUCAAAGUGCCACUGUACCUAUUUACUAUUAUUCCUAUGGCAGUAUUUUCACACAGGCAUGGCCAGGAACGGUGUAUCAGAGAAUAAGAGGAACAAUUUGGUGCCAGUUCAGUGCAUACUCAACAUACAGGACCAGUGCAGUGAUAAUACCAAAAACUUGAGUUUGAUACACUAUAUGGACAAAAUAUUGGGUCAUACCUCUUGAACUUUAAAUUCAGGUGUUUUUAGUCCCAUUGCUACAGGUUUCAAAAUAAAGCACCUAGCCAUGAGGUCUGCCUUUAAAACAUUUGUGAAUGAAUGGGUCAAUGAGUGCGAGCAUGGUACUAUACUAGCAUGUCACCACUGAUCAGUUCUUUUGUUCAUAUAGUGCACCAAAACCACAAUUGUUGUAUUUCUGUAUUGCAACAGGUUUUCAAGUAAAAUGGGCUUGUGUGCAGAGGUUUUCAUUAUGACCUCAAUAGUCCAGGUUGUAGUUUUGCCUGAAAUUUGUUGUUCAGUGCCUGGAAUUCCAGGCAUUAAGAGCUGCUGGCUAACCAACAUCAACACAGCUUUUUAUUGCCAGUGUUUCCAUCAUCUGAGUCUGGAGGGGAGUGUAGUUAUUUUUUGGUGCUGUUCCCCUGUAUUACCUUGGUGUCUUUGCAGCUUGAAGCUUUCCCAUAGCUGCAUUUACAGUGAACCUUUUCAGAUUUUCUAAAUUACUGUAUAAAUAUCACCUAAAACAUCAGAUUUUCACAUGCAUCAUCAACAGUGAUGAAAAUAACUCAAAGAAAAAAAAAUCAAAUAAAAAUAUGAAACUUUGGGGGGGGGUUCUUGAGAAAAAAAUAAUCCAAUAUUACAUAUCCAUGAUGAAUAAAAGCAUGUGAACCUUUAGGGUUAGUAGUCAAUUUGUAGCUUAAAUUAGAGUCAGGUGUUUUUUUUCAUUCAGAGGGAGGACCACUGGGUCUGAGCGUGUAGUCGGAUUUAUUUUAAGAAUCGAGGUCUGUCAGAGACGAAUUUUCACAACACAGAAGUGAAUCGUGGCACAAACAAAGGAAACUUUUGAGAGCCUCAGAAAGAGUUGAUGCUCAUUAGGCUGAAAACAGAUUACAGAAUAAUCUCUAACGAGUCUGCAUCCCAGCAGAGGGAGAGAAUAUGUACAAAUGAAUGAAAUUCAAGAUCAUUGUUAUCCUUCCUAAGAAAGAUCACUAAACAAAAUCACUCUAAGAGUGAGGUGUGUAACAGUGUGGGAAGGGGCAAAGGAACCUAGAGUAACUAAUAAGCAACUUAUCCAUCCUUCUCACACUGUUUAAUGGUGAGUCCACCAUGAGAACAUUGAACAACUAAGCUGCAAGAACCAAAGCAAUUCCCUUCCCAUCUGUGUAACAUGUUUCUCAAAGUGGGCCUGUGGUUCUGCAGGGGAGCCAGUUUGGGCCAUAAUAUUCCAACAUUCCACUCUGUCCAUAAAUUAAAUUUCACAAGAACGCGGAUCAUACAGGAAGCUGACAACCCCAAGAACACAAGGAAGACUAAAGAUAAUGUUUUGGACUGGCCAAGCAAAAGACUUAAAUCCAACGGAAAUAAUGAUUAAUAGAAGUUGACAUAGUUUUCUCCCUUACAGAUAUGUAAUAUUGGAUUAUUUUCCUCAAUAAAGAAAUCACUGAGUCUAGUAUUUACAGUUCAUUUAUUUUACUGGGUCUUCUUCAUCCACUUCUAGGGGUUUUGUUAAAACCCAAUAGUGUUUUAAAUUAAAAAAAACAAAACAUUUAAGCAGUCAGUUAGGCUAUUAAAUUCCUGCCAAGCAGAUCACAUUUGCACUGUCUAAUGUUGAGUGUGACAUCAAAUUUCAGCUGGCAAAACACAUUUGACAAUAACAGCAGGAGAAAAAUGUGAAUCAGUGGUAUAAAAAGCAUUUAAAAUUCCACGUAAAGUAGCUACAAAUGCGUACAGGGACACAGGCAGGGCUUUGGUGAAGAUAGGGUCUCUCUUGCAUUCUGAAUUCACCAUGUAGCACCUACACAUGAGAAUAAGGCGAACACUGGAAGUGUAAGUGAUAUGUGUAUAUAUGUGAAAUAAGUACUUAAAAAAGUAGAUCCACUCCAUGCCUACCCAACACUUCGCUUUCCAUCACCUCACCCUUAAACAGUUAUAACAGGCACAAUAUCACAAUCUUAUUCAUCAUUAUUUAUUUGAUUCCUUGAGUACUUUUCUGAAGUUUUCAUUGAUCUGAUAUUUAAGAUUUUGUAAUGUCCAAUCAGCAAUGCAGUAACCUUGCAGUGCUAAUAUAUAAUAUCUACUCCAUUUUGUAGUUUAUGUAUGGAAAACAUUGAUUUUGAUUAAACCGUCAUAAGAGGGAAUAUGAUAUUAUGUUGGAGUUGAAAAGAGUAUUUCUGGUUUAUUAUGGCAAUAGUAUUAAUUUUUUAGUUGGUUGUCAUUUAUAUUAUAAAACAUUUCUUUCAAAGGUAAGAAAACAAUUUACAAUCAUAGAGAUAUUUGUAAUAACAUUUAAUUGCUUAAGUUACAGGAUGGUGCUAAAAUUUUAUGAAGUUAACAUUUUGUAUAUAUAUUUAUUUUUAGCUUUAUCAGGUUUUAACAAGCCCCAUUUACCAAGCCACGUUUGAUAAAAACUACAGAUAAAAUGCAUGCUCCAGUAUCUUUUGAAAUAUAUUUUCUGCCAGAUUACGUUUGUUUGUGAAGUAUCACAAAUGCAGUACUUGUAAUCAACAUUUCAUGCAUCCAAUUAUAUAUUAUGAAGUUAACUUUUCUCCCUGGAAGAAGUUGUUACACUGAAGGUGUCGUGGAUAAGAAACCAACAGUUAAAAUGAAACGCUCCUAUCAUUUUGUACAGGCUUCAUGGUUUUUAGACAGUAGGACUGUAGUUUUUCAAUUGGUUGGUUAAUCAUACUACAUUUUCAUUGGUCAGACAGUGUGACUUUCAUAAGAAACAAAAUGUUACAUAAUUGUCCUUGCAGGGUGAAUCAGUGGUUUUACUUUGUAAAGCAUCCUGUCUUUUCACAACUGCAACUUCACCCAACCUAAUGGAAACUGAUAAUAAUGUUUACUUCGCUCCAAAUGAAGUGGCGAAACAAACGAUUGGUGUAGCUAAAUAUGUCCAUGUUAACAGCAGUUUGCAGAUCACAGAUCAAACAGCAUGCUAAUCUGCAGUGGCUUCAUUUUAACACUUAAACAUCAGAAUUUGGCACAUUUCCAUUAUGCUUGGUCUUUGGUGCAGCUGUAAUGGAUAAAUAGUUUCCCUUCAGAGGUUUUUUUUUUUAAAUUAUUUUCAUGAAAAUUGUCAGCUUUUGGAAUUUAGAUGAACUGGCAACUGGCCCCUUUAAACAGCCCAGAGUUUAGAUUCUAAAUAAUGUUUAUUUAUGAUCCCAAGUUUGUAUAUUUCUAUGCUGUUAAAAAAUACAUUUACAUGUUUAUUUAUAAUGUCCAAAUUUCUGAAACAGAGAAAUCUGUUCACAUGUAAUGACAAGUAAUAAUGUGUUUUCAUCAUUAACAGGUUACAUGUUGCCAAGUUAGUUACUUAAUAAUUAGAGAUCAUAGUCUAUGUAUAAUUAUGAAAUCAGAAACUAACAAAAAAAAAAAAAAAAGGUUGACAAAAGAAAUAUUUCUGAGUUUCCCAAAAAGAUCGAAGUGAGAAUAAAACAAAAAUGUCCUUUCUUGUGAUGGAGCUCAGGGCUCAACUUCAUUAAAGUCAGCUUGUCAAUAAAUAAUAACAAUGUAAUGUAUUAUUAAAAAUAUGUUAUUAUAAUUCUAUGUGUCAGCUCACUCUGAGGUAAGUUGUGAUUUAUAAUAGUUUGGUCUGAAAAGAGAAGCCAGUGCAAAAGUACUUUAAA
Molecule: messenger RNA, 5983 nt
Organism: Archocentrus centrarchus (flier cichlid)
Lineage: Eukaryota; Metazoa; Chordata; Actinopteri; Cichliformes; Cichlidae
Gene: tgfb2
Product: transforming growth factor, beta 2
Exons: 7
Coding region: 841-2082 (413 amino acids)
Biological process (GO): regulation of cell population proliferation; transforming growth factor beta receptor signaling pathway
Cellular component (GO): extracellular region
Molecular function (GO): cytokine activity; transforming growth factor beta receptor binding; growth factor activity
Source: RefSeq, a predicted model, not a curated record